AUGUCGGCAGUGAAUGAUGGACAGUAUAUUUAUCACUUUGUAAAACAACAUUUAUUGAAUGACACUUUAACCAAUGGCAGUACAGUAUCAACUGAAAAUAGGAGUAUGGAAAUUGAAAGUUGUCAGGUGGGAAACAAAUCAUUAAAUUCCUUGGAAUCUAAAGCCCAAAGUGAGGCUACAACGAUAAACCAGUAUUCCGAAAUGAUAAGUUCGGGAAUUUCCGUCGUGAUAAUGAUCGUAUUAGGACCAAUGACUGAUAGAAUUGGUAGAAAAUUCUUACUUGUAUGGAAUGUAUCAAUGUUGCUCAUAGGCAUGAGUGUCAGAACAUAUGUAGUUUACAACAGCUUGGAUGUGUAUCUGGUCCUGGUAUCGUCUGUAUUCAAUGGUCUCUCGGGGACACACUAUACAUAUGACCUUGCUUCGUCUGGCAUAAUGGCAGACACUACUUCAAAGGAUAAACAAAGAUCAUUCGUGAUGAUUCUUUAUACUUCAGCAAAUGGCAUUGGUUUCUUUAUAGCACAGAUUAUAACGGGUUAUUCCAUUCAUUAUUUUGGAUACAUACCACAGUAUUUCAUGUGUGCUGGUAUUCUUUUGAUUCUCGAUUUAUCUAUAGUGGUAUUUCUGCAAGAACAAAGGCCUAAACCAGCCAAACAUAACGUUAAGGUUUGUUCUGUUUCACUGAAAUCUCAAAUCUGGUCGAUGAUAACCGACGCAGACAUAGGAAAUAGGAAACACAUUUUCUCGUGGCUGUUUGUUUUUAUCCUACUAAAACUAGCAGGAACUGCAUACUCACCAAUUAGUAAUCUUUAUAAGUUAGGUUGGCCGUUUUGUUGGAGUUCAGAACGUAUAGGGUGGUAUGGAGCAGGUUUAUCGAUUGCUGAGUGCAUCUUUGCACCAUUGAUCAUAGCUAUAUUACAGCGUUGUACACCUGAUGAAAUAAUACUACAAGUCUGUAAUUUGUCAUCUAUAGUCAGUUAUAUGGCAUAUGGUCUUGCAAUGCAUAGCUGGAUGCUCUAUACAGUUAUUGGAAUUGGAGUAAUAGGUGACAGUGGAGAAACAAUGAUAAACGCAAUACUAUCAAGAAAAGUCAGUCCUGAUAAACAAGGUGUACUAUUUUCCAAUAUGGCAGUAUUAGAUUCAGCAGUUAGAGUAAUUGGUGUAGCUGCAUUUUCUGACAUAUAUAAACAAACAAGACCCAUAUUUAAAGGCUUGGUGUUUCUAGUAAUGGGUGGACUAGUAUUACUAUCUUCAUUAAUGGCACUAUUCUUUACCUGUAUCUAUGGAUGUGAUCCAGCACAGAAAUUAUGGCAAAAACACAAAAUUGACGUAGAAAUAAAAAACGAAAAUAAAAACGUGGUUAACUCUUAA
Mytilus trossulus (common blue mussel) is the source of this 1368-nucleotide messenger RNA. RefSeq names its product proton-coupled folate transporter-like. The transcript is spliced from 4 exons. NCBI's taxonomy places the organism in Eukaryota, Metazoa, Mollusca, Bivalvia, Mytilida, Mytilidae. Gene Ontology annotation, biological process: transmembrane transport. Gene Ontology annotation, molecular function: transmembrane transporter activity. The coding region runs from base 1 to 1368 and encodes 455 amino acids. Gene Ontology annotation, cellular component: membrane. The record is from RefSeq and is a predicted model, not a curated record.